This is a messenger RNA of Tigriopus californicus, 3997 nucleotides long. RefSeq names its product serine/threonine-protein phosphatase 2A 56 kDa regulatory subunit epsilon isoform-like (gene wdb). The coding region runs from base 1147 to 2652 and encodes 501 amino acids. Gene Ontology annotation, biological process: protein dephosphorylation; signal transduction. Gene Ontology annotation, cellular component: cytosol; nucleus; protein phosphatase type 2A complex. The record is from RefSeq and is a predicted model, not a curated record. Gene Ontology annotation, molecular function: protein phosphatase activator activity. The transcript is spliced from 8 exons. NCBI's taxonomy places the organism in Eukaryota, Metazoa, Arthropoda, Copepoda, Harpacticoida, Harpacticidae.
GAGUGGAAGAAACAGCCGAACUACAUCGAGGAAGACCAAGAAGAAGAAGAAGAAGAAGGAGGUUAGAAAGAAGGAGGAAAGAAGAACACGACUGGGAAAAGAGAGCCAGAAAGAAGACGAAGGAAAAGGAGAGGGAGACGGACGAGGACGACGAGGACGGCGACGACGGAGAGCGCUGCUUCUUCGGCCAUUUUUGGAAACAAGUCACGACCUUCUGCCCCAGGAACACCUCCAACCCUUCGAACCCUUCCAUCUCGGCCCAGACGCAGGAGAUGCUCUAGCCGUGAUUGGGCUCCGCUUCGAGUAACCGUUGGGUGCCCCAAACCCAUAGUUGCGGCCGCUACCCGCUGCCCGCUUCCCUCGACCGUGCUGGCUGACUUGUUGGCAUGCAUGCCUGGCCAUGGGCCUAGCCGUCAUCGUCCACCGCCAAGUCCAAUCACGUCCGGAAUCCAGUGUGUGCGCCUCUUGGGCUCAUUGACCGUCACGGGUUGAGCCAGGCCGGCCAAUUGUCAUCGAGUGCUUUUCAUUCCACGACUGGAGGCGGGUCAAGUUGAAGGUGGACCCUUUGGAAUACGUUGUACCCGCAUUGAGUUGCACGGCGUGUGGGCCCGGCCCUCCCCAUUGUUGGCAUGCAUGCAUGGGUGGGUGCCCCUGCGUUGUCGUCGGUGAUUCUUGACAAGUGCGGCGCUGCCUCUUUCGAUCCUCGAGCUCUUUUGUCUGGGCUGGCCCCUGGCUCCUAAUGGAAGAUUGUGGAUUGGCCGCCUUCGUAUGCUAACUAACAUUGGUGGCCAUUGCCACUCAGGAGAUAAGGGCCAUUGGAUCAUUGAGGCCCGCUAGUCUGGCUUGUGCCGAGCCAGGAGCUUUUGUCCAGCCUUUGUGUGUCUGUGUGUAUGAGAGAGACUGACUGAGUGGGCUCUCCUCCAUUAAAUGCUUCAAUCACCGCCUCAUCCUCAUUACAGUUGUCUUAAUCAGCGUGAUUAGAGUUGAAAUAUCAAUCAGCCACAUCGUUAUGAACUUAGAUCGAGUGAUUGACGGAAGGCCUGAGCAUCGAAUCGCGAGAUAAGAUAGCGGUCCGACCGUGACCAAUUGGGUGUGAAAGCCUGCCAGAUCCCUCUCCCUCCAUUUUCAACGCUCGUCAACGACAGCAUGUCCACGCCCACGGGGGGCACCCCUCCUUCCAGCGGGUCGGCGGCGGGCUCAACCCCCGGCGGCACGUCCAACACGUUUGUGGAUCGCAUUGAUCCCUUUGCCAAAAGAUCUUUGAAAAAGAAACAGAAGAAGAGUCAAGGAUCAUCUCGGUAUCGAACUGGGGGCGAUGUCGAGCUGCAGCCUCUACCCUUGCUCAAAGAUGUUCCCUCGGGAGAACAAGAAGAGCUAUUCAUUCGUAAGCUGAGACAAUGCGGCGUGGGCUUCGAUUUUAUGGACCCCGUGGCCGACCUCAAAGGCAAGGAAAUCAAACGAGCCACACUCAACGAGAUCGUGGAUUACAUAACAGCAGGGCGAGGAGUUUUAACGGAGGCAGUCUAUCCAGAAAUUAUUCGCAUGAUUGCUUGCAAUUUAUUCCGAACUCUACCCCCAAGUGAUAAUCCCGAUUUUGAUCCUGAAGAGGACGAUCCAACCUUGGAGGCCUCCUGGCCCCAUUUGACGCUGGUUUAUGAGUUCUUCUUACGCUUUUUGGAGUCCCCGGAUUUUCAGCCAAGCAUUGGAAAGAAGGUCAUCGACCAGAAAUUCGUGCUGCAGCUCUUGGAACUCUUUGAUAGUGAAGAUCCACGUGAACGAGAUUUCCUCAAAACCGUGCUUCAUCGCAUCUAUGGCAAAUUCCUUGGACUUCGAGCCUUCAUUCGCAAGCAGAUAAACAAUUUCUUCUUGAAAUUCAUUUACGAAACUGAACAUUUUAACGGAGUGGGUGAGCUAUUGGAGAUUCUCGGGAGUAUCAUCAAUGGCUUUGCUCUUCCCCUGAAAGCGGAACACAAGCAGUUUCUGAUCAAGGUUCUCAUACCACUUCACAAGGUGCGGUGUUUGUCUUUAUACCACGCCCAACUCGCCUAUUGUGUGGUCCAGUUCUUGGAAAAAGAUGCAACCCUUACCGAGCAGGUCAUCAAGGGGCUUCUAAAAUUCUGGCCAAAGACAUGCUCUCAAAAAGAGGUCAUGUUUCUUGGGGAAAUUGAAGAGAUUCUAGAUGUGAUCGAGCCCGCCCAAUUUGUCAAGAUCCAAGAGCCCUUGUUCAAGCAGAUUGCCAGAUGUGUUUCGAGUCCACAUUUUCAGGUUGCCGAGAGAGCUUUGUACUUUUGGAAUAAUGAAUAUAUCAUGUCCUUAAUCGAAGAGAACAACCAGGUGAUCAUGCCAAUCAUGUUCCCUGCACUCUAUCGGAUCUCCAAAGAGCAUUGGAAUCAAACCAUUGUGGCCUUGGUCUACAAUGUACUCAAAACCUUCAUGGAGAUGAACUCGAGGCUUUUUGAUGAUCUCACUGCAUCGUAUAAAGCAGAGCGUUUGAAGGAACGGAAACGAGAACGUGAGCGCGAGGACUUGUGGAAAAAAUUAGAAAACCUUUCCCUCACCAAUGCAAAAAAAGAAGGGAUCAAUUUGGAUUACCUCAACCACGUCAACUCGUCGUCAACAUCAACUUCGUCCUCCCAGCUUUCGGAUCACUAGGAUUUCUCGUAAAGAAGAGAAAUCGAGAGUAGCAAGCCAUCCAUCAAGAAAACAAGCCGGUUGGGGAAGAAGAACAACAUCAUCCUCGACUGAGAGGACAAUGCCAGACGAAUCAUUGUAGUAGGACUAGUAGGACAUUAGGAAGAUGUCUUGAACGACGUGGAUGACAUCAACAGCAACAACAACAACAACGACGCCUUCAAGAUGGUCAACAGAGAUAGCUGUCUAUCAUCAUCGGCUAUGGGACAAAAACCACAGCGCGGACCGACUUCCAAAAAUACCUCCCCCCCUCCCUUCCCGCUCCGCUCCUCAUUUUACCGUACCUCCCCUGCUUCCUCAUCGACCCUGCGCACUCCUGACCAAGCGAUGCGAGCCAUGUGCAACAUUAAAAAAAAGAAAGAACUCGAGGAAAAGCAAAAGAAUGCCGAUAUCGCAGAUGUGCAUUGUUCUACCUGAAUGCUUACUGGGGCCUCAAAUUUGAGGGCAAGAGUCUCGAAGACUGUCUUUCUUCUCUGCUUUAACAUCCGGCUUUGUGCCAUGUCCUUCUAUCUCUAAAAAUCCCUUCUCCCUCGACCUUUCUUUCCCUCAAGCUUUGUUCUGCUCCUAAACAACUUUGGUUGGCACGUCCUUGGAUGCCAAAUUUGAUUGAGUGCAGUGUGGGCUGAUAAGAUCAUUUGUGUCCCAAUGCUAAAAUUACAAUUAUUAUUAUUAUUAUUACUACUACCAUUACUUCUACUACUACUACAACAACAACUAUCGUUACAAUUAUUAUGAUUAUUAUUAUCAUCAGCACCACCACUACUGCUACUACUACUACACUUACUACUACGAAACGAACGCAACCGUUGCUACUCUCAUCAGUGAUCAAAGCCUUGUGAAGCUAGUCUCGUCAUAACUAAGGUACUACUAAAACCCAAGUGUGUAUGAAUGGGUGGUAAAGAAUGGACAUCGUGCGCAAGUGCUUGAAUAAGUGCUACUAUUCACAAGCAAAAGCCCACAGCAACUAAUACAACAUCAGCAACAACAACUGUAUCAAGUCGAGGAGAAAACACAUGAAGGAAGACGAAUUCUAGAACGGGGACUCGAACAUUCGUGUUGAGACCAGUCUUUUCGACCCCGUGCACCCGUGUAAAAAAGGUCACGAUGUUGACCAAACAAUAACUAUUCGGACAAAUGAGUGCUUCUUAUUUCCAUCAUCCCCGUUCCUUGCCUCCCUUCCUCUCUUCCUUCGUUCUUUUGUUCCUUUGUUCCCUCAUCUUUGCUUUAUUUGCCCUUUGAUUUCAAUGUUUUGCAAGGCCAACGUUUGAAAAGCCUUUCAAUACAUUCAGUUUCAUGUCUGCCCACA